This is a messenger RNA of Pocillopora meandrina, 3585 nucleotides long. The record is from the annotation of a GenBank genome assembly. Lineage: Eukaryota; Metazoa; Cnidaria; Anthozoa; Scleractinia; Pocilloporidae.
CCAUUAAGCUAAUUGAUAGCUUUUGAGCGGUCAUUUUCCGUCACGUAUCUUACUUCCUCGUUUGAGUCAUGACGGAAAUGGACUUCUCUACAAACAGUUUUGUGAGAUCAUGUUCCUCAGACUGUGAACUAAAACCUGUCGAUGUGGUAAGUGAUAAAAACAGAUUUGAAAAAGCAAGAUCUGCCUCUGCUUUUGAGAGUUUUACAUGCAGAUGUUCAGUUUGUGAUCGGAAGUUGUCUUGGGCCAGUUUGGUUGCAUUUUUUGGGGAGUUUUUACAGACAUUUUCUGAUUCAGUGAUGACCUCACUUAUUAAGAUUUUUUUGAUGGAUCAAUUUAUCAAAUAGAUUCCUCGUAGCCGUGUGUCUGUUCAUUAACUCCUUACACCCAAAUAUCAGUUAGCAUAUUCUCCAUAAUGUUCACCAUACAUUUCCUAAGUUGCUGUCAAGAUGAAUUUGUUCAACAAUCAAGAGCUUCUUUAUUAAGUGAUCAAUUCCUUUAUUCUUGUGACUUUGAUUUUUGAUUCAAGGGUGAUACACCCUGGAGAAAUCAGUUAUCAAUCACUCUCAGGGGUUAAAUGGUUAAUGGAUCACAGACGACGUCAAAAAGUGGCAAGAACAAAAAAGUGGUUCAGCCCAGUUUGUCACUGAUGUUCUUACCACAUUUGGAUGCCUUCUGCAAUGUAUUACUGUCCAGACCCAUGGCAGUAUGGAAUCUACUUGUUUUAUAUGAUAACACAAAAGUUUUUUAAUGGUGAGGUCAUCCAUGUAAUUGUCCUCUACUGGUCAUAAAUAACAACCAAUCAAAAUGCACGUAGGAUUCAGCUUAUCAUAUAAAUAACCAUGUUCAUUGCAAUCAGUAUGCCAAGAAUUAUGAAAAUACAAGAAAGUGAAAAAAAGAAUAAUAAGGAAAGACCCUAUUAUGAACAUGAAUCAAGUUUACUUAUGAACUUUGUUGAGAAUGCAGAGUUUGAUCUAUUUCAUGUUUUUUUUUGACAGUUCAAACAGGCAGUCCCCAAACUCCUCCCAUUUUUCCAGACAUUUUGCAUCUACUUCAUACUAUGGCUGCCAGAAGCCAAGAAUCCUUCAAUACUGGCAGCUGCAAUAAAGAUCUUACCCAUCAUAAGCCUGUGUGGCUUUGUCAUCAUGCAAGGAGUGAACCCCCAUGACUAUAACAGCCGCAUACUUCUUGGCCUUAUCUUCUCCAUGUUUGGUGACAUAUUUAUAGUUUGGGAACAUAGCCAUUUCCAUUUUGGUGUCAUCUCUUUUGGUAUCGCCCAUCUGUGCUAUGCUUCAGCAUUCGGUUUCACACCAGUUAAUCCAUUAGUUCUAGUGGGCCUUUUGAUCCUAACUCUAAACACUUAUUCCUUGUACUUUCCAAACCUCAAUGGCUCCCUCAUGGGAACAGUUGCUGGAUACAUGCUGAUGAUAUCUGUUAUGAUCUGGAGAGCAAUCACUGGUCUUCAGGUUUCUUUACGUAGCCAAGCUUGGCAGUGGACCAAACUUUGUGCAUGUGUUGGAGCUAUUUCAUUUGGUUUUUCAGAUUUUAUUCUUGGUGUAAACAAGUGGUAUUUUCCAAUCCCUUAUGCUCGAGUUAUUGUUAUGGUGACAUACUAUAGUGCCCAGUUAGGCUUUGCUCUGUCUUGUUUCACCACUAGUCAGGUUAAAUUGCAUAAAACCAAGGAAUAGGUUUUAAGCUUAGGUUUAAAGUAGAUUUUUAGCUUAGCUAAAAAAUAUACACUUAGUGUAUGAUCCCUAGGGAAACAGUUAGUUUUGUCUUCCCAAGAGUCCUGUUCAAUGUUUCCUUGACUUUAUCUUGGGAAAAAUCAGGACUCUUGGGAAAACAAAAGUAAUUAGUUUCCCAAGGGACCAUACUUUAAGUUCUUUGUUAUAUAUUUAGACUUUCCCUUAAACAGUCAUGUGCAGUUGUAUUCGGUGAGUGGGCAACAACUGCACAAUUGUAUCCCAGUUGGGAUACAUUUGAAUCUGACUAGGGGCAUGUGACCAAGAAUCAACCAAUCACAGUGCUUGCUUUGUUGAGUGAAAGUCUAGGUAUAUAACAAGUGGUAUUUUUCUAAUCCCUUAUGCUUGAGCUAUUUAUUUGUUUUACCACUAGCCAGGUUAAAUUACAUAAAACCAAGGAGUAGGUUUUUACCCUAGGUUCCUUUGAAGGAAGUUUAUGCAGUCAUGAAAGAAAGUCAAGGUAGAGUUGAACCCAGCUUACUAAAACUUGGUUUACUCAACUCCCCUGUAACUCAAGCAAGAUCCAAUUUCCUUUGACCUAAUUUUUUAUAGUCAUUUACAAUCCGUUAACUCAAAAACCCCAAUAGCUCAAUUCAUUUUUCAUUUUCCUGGGGGGUUUGAGUUAGCAGGGUUCUUCUGUAUUUUAAAAGAAAAAAAGAGCUUUGUCUCCAUAGUUUGGGGUUUUUUCUAAGGCUAGUCAGGGUGUGAAAUAAUUUUUUUUUUCUGAUAGCCACUUGGCUCCUAAAUUCUUCAAAGUGGUAGCCAAUUCAAAAAAAAGUUGGUCGCCAUUUUCAAAGACAAACUAAACCUUUUUUUACACUGUCAGCGUUCUAGAUAUAUAGACCCUCCAAAAUUAAGUUAGGAAGAAGAUCUUUAACGUGCUACAAAGUGGACACUAGGAUGGGAGAUAUACAACUUUCAAGCUCACCUAAAUCCAAUAUGGCGUCUAGUUAUCAAUUGAGAUGCAUGUGCUGCACUGUGGAAACAAACUUAACGAGGAAGUUUGCUGCAGAUUUAUCUUUGCAAAUCAUUUUCAUUCAAUCUAUCUCUUUCGUAAGGUUAUGAUGAAACAUUCUAGUCACCAAUUUGGUGACUAAGUUUUAGGAUUUGGUCACUAAAGUGAAAAAUUUAGUUGCAUUGGCACCUGUAUUAGGCACAAUUUCAUGCCCUGCUAGUUCGUUUUUUUUUUUGGUUGAUAGAAAGAAACUAUUUCAAUUAAUAUAAAUUUGCAAGAGUAAACAAAAACCUGAGAGGCAAGAAAAAACUGAACAGGACAAAGAAGGCUCACUGACUGUGUAAAUAUUAACAUAGAUUCCAAUUAACUAUCUUGAUGCAAAUUUUUCAUGCCUACCAUAAUUUUUUUUAUAAUUCAUCACACACUACAGAGGAAAAUUUUGUUCAAACUGACAUUUUUAGUUUCAGCUCUUUUCGUCAGUGCCAUGCUCUUACAUGGGGCUAUUAUAAUUUAAACAUACAGUCAACUCUUUCCUUGCAGCACAUUUCAGUUAUGGACAGUUGCUAAGUAAUGUUAAUUCCCUACAGUUAUUUUUGGUAGAAUUGGAAAUUUUAUCAAGACCUCCAAUGAUCCAGGCUAGAAGAAGCUCUUUUUCAACUUUCUUUUUGCCUUUAGGUAAGACACUGUAGACACAUAACCACAACAGAGACAUGACUUUUUAUUAUGUACCGUAGGACUUGCAAAUGCAUGGAGAAGUGGAAAAGAAACUCCCCAAAUAAGAAAGAAAACAUCACAAAUAGACAAUUUUUCGUCCUGUAAACAUUACUUGAUGUAAAAAGAUAUUCAAUUUUCCAUUUAAAUUACAAAGAAAGAAAAACUACAACUUUAGCC